This is a messenger RNA of Aplosporella prunicola CBS 121167, 2399 nucleotides long. RefSeq lists its product as uncharacterized. Lineage: Eukaryota; Fungi; Ascomycota; Dothideomycetes; Botryosphaeriales; Aplosporellaceae. Gene Ontology annotation, biological process: protein localization to membrane; vacuolar transport. The record is from RefSeq and is a predicted model, not a curated record. Gene Ontology annotation, cellular component: fungal-type vacuole membrane; endosome. The transcript has 3 exons. Bases 235 to 2175 code for a protein of 646 amino acids.
CCUACCUGCAACACAGCCCAACCGCCAAGCUCAAGCUUCGUGCGCAAGGAGAACCAGUCGAGUCGCCACCGUCGCAAGAUCCGGGCACACAUCAGCACCGAACCCCCGCUGCUUUCCUUGGCAGAGUUGCGCGCGUACGCUCCGGAGAGUGCGGCGAACUCACCCCAACCAGCCGUGAGCCGAUGCUCAGCGCAAUACAGUCCUGAGCCCAAGCUUCCUCGAAACCCAGGCGUCAUGCGCUUCGAUUCCUUUCGCUCCCCGAGGGCAGCUGUAUCAGCACUGCUGCUACUCGCGCCUGCGCUGUCCGAUGCCUUCUACCUCCCUGGCGUACUCCCUACCUCCUACAAAGAAGGCGACAAAGUCCCACUACAUGUCAACCACUUGACGCCGGCGAACUCGCAAGAGGACCCGCAAGUGCGGUCUGUCUUCUCAUUCGACUAUUACCAUCAGGCGUUCCACUUCUGCCAGCCGAGCGGAGGCGCAGAAUACAUUUCGGAAUCGCUGGGGAGCAUAUUGUUCGGUGACCGGAUACAGACAUCACCAUUCGAGCUGCACAUGGGAAAAAAUGAAACGUGCAAGGCCGUGUGCAAGGAGCAGACGUAUGAGGGGCGAGAUGCGACCUUUGUGAACAAGAGGAUCAUGCAGAACUACAACUUCAACUGGUUGAUAGACGGACUGCCGGCUGGACAGCUUAAGCAUGACCCGAACGACAACACGAACUUUUACAGUCCGGGAUUUCCGCUGGGGCAUAUCAAGGAUGAGAAGCCGACACUUAACAACCACUAUGACAUUCUGCUCGACUACCACCAGGCCGGUCAAAACGCGUACCGGGUUGUUGGAAUUUUGGUGGAGCCGCGAUCUUUGGCAGGAUCGAGGUGGGUCAAUGAGGAGAAGGCGGAAUGUGGGGACACCUCCGAGGCGGUCUUGCUGUCUGAAGAGGGGGAGACCAAGGUGCUGUUCACUUACAGUGUCUACUGGAGGCCCUCUCCGACUCCUUUCGCAACGCGCUGGGACAAAUACCUCCACGUCUAUGACCCCAAGAUCCAUUGGUUCUCCCUGGUCAAUUCGGCAAUAAUCGUUAUCUUCUUGGUCUCGAUGGUUACUACGAUUUUGAUCCGCACCCUGCGGAAAGAUAUUGCGAGGUACAACCGCCUCGAACAGUUUGCGCUCGAGGACCUUUCGGGAACAAGCGUCGUGGAGGAGGGUGUCCAAGAGGACUCUGGCUGGAAACUUGUGCACGGAGACAUCUUCCGGCCGCCAAAGAAUCCCCUGUUCCUCAGUGUUAUGCUCGGUAACGGGGCGCAGCUGUUUAUGAUGACUGGCUUCACUAUCGCUUUGGCCCUCCUUGGCUUCCUGUCGCCUUCGAACCGUGGCUCUCUUGGGACGGUGAUGCUGCUUCUCUACACCGUUUUCGGCUUUGUCGGCGGCUACAGCUCGUCCCGCAUCUACAAGUUCUUCCACGGCGAGAAGUGGAAGCAGUGCUUCGUCUUCACCCCCGUCGCCCUGCCUGCGGUUGUUUUUGGCACGUUUUUCCUACUCAAUCUUUUUGUAUGGGCUCGUCAAGCCAGUGGCGCUGUUCCCUUUACCACUAUGCUGGUUAUCGUAUUCAUUUGGUUCAUUAUCAGCGUUCCGUUGUCGCUCGCCGGUUCCUGGCUUGGUUUCAAGCACAAGGAAAUCGAGACGCCGGUCCGCACCAACCAGAUUCCCCGCCAGAUCCCGCCAGCAAGCGGCUAUCUGCGACCUCUGCCGAGCAUGCUGAUUGUUGGUGUGCUGCCCUUUGGCGCCAUCUUCGUCGAGCUCUAUUUCAUCAUGAACAGUCUCUGGUUCAGCAAGGUCUACUACAUGUUUGGUUUCCUUUUCAUCUGCUACGGCCUGAUGAUCAUCACCUGCGCCGCCGUCACGGUCCUGAUGAUCUACUUCCUGCUCUGCGCGGAGAACUACCACUGGCAGUGGAGGGCCUUCUGCACGGCUGGCGCGAGCGCUGCAUACGUGUUUGCGUACGCCUUGAUCUACUGGGUCAAGGCACUCAGCUUUGGCAGCUGGACGAGCGGGGUGCUGUACCUGGGUUACAGCGCGCUGAUUAGCGUGCUGUUCUUCGUGCUUACCGGCACUAUCGGUUUCUUCGCAUCGUGGCUUUUCGUGCUCAAGAUCUACGGAUCCAUCAAGGUCGAUUAAUGAGGAAGUUAGAGCGAUUGGAGCGAUUUGCAUGAUGCGAAGAAUGAGUGCAUUUGCAUUGGGGUUGCCGUUGCGUCCUUAAGGCUUAGGUUCACACACGGCGAAAAGUUCAAGGGUCGGGGCACAGUAUGUAGUGUCGGAAGAAGAGAAGGAGCAUGAAUAUUCAGAUAAUGGGAUCCUCGAAUCCCUGGCACCACAAACAAGAACAAAUCCAUAAACCGUCG